Molecule: messenger RNA, 323 nt
Organism: Vicugna pacos (alpaca)
Lineage: Eukaryota; Metazoa; Chordata; Mammalia; Artiodactyla; Camelidae
Source: RefSeq, a predicted model, not a curated record
GGCGCGCGUCUCCUCUUCAGCCAUGGGGUCGGCGGCGCUGGAGAUACUCGGCCUGGUGCUGUGUCUGGUGGGCUGGGUGGGCCUGAUCCUGGCGUGCGGGCUGCCCAUGUGGCAGGUAACCGCCUUCCUGGACCACAACAUCGUGACGGCGCAGACCACCUGGAAGGGGCUGUGGAUGUCGUGCGUAGUGCAGAGCACGGGGCACAUGCAGUGCAAGGUGUACGACUCGGUGUUGGCGCUGAGCACGGAGGUGCAGGCGGCGCGGGCGCUCACCGUGGGCGCCGUGCUGCUGGCGCUCGUCGCGCUCUUCGUGACCCUGGCGG